AUGACCGAGGGAGGAAAUUCGAGUGUGCAGCCCUCGACGGCCGAAGACACACCAAAGUCAACCGACGCCACGAGCGCCCAUGAUGGCUAUGAUCCCCAACAGAUCAUCGCCUUGGCCCGUCACCCGCCGCCGGGGGCUUCUGUCUACUCGCCCACCGCCGCCCCGUCAACCGCGCUCAACCCGCGCAGCUGCGUUACCUGCCGGAGGAGAAAGGUCCGUUGUGACAAACACAUGCCAUGCUCCAACUGCCGCCGCGGCCAAAUCCCCUGUAUCUUCCCGGCCCCGGGUCGGGCACCACGGCGCGUUCGCCCCAAGGACCCCAAUGCGCCAGCAAAACAACCGUCGAGCGAGCGCGAGCUAGAGUUAAUGAAGCGGCUGCGGAAGCUGGAAGGCAUUGUCGAAGAGCUCAGCGGCCAGAUUGAGGUCGAGUCGGUGCGCCACCCUUACAGUGCGGGAAACUCCCCGGAGGCGGGGGCUGCGUAUCAAAAGGAUGACCAUGCCCUCGGAGGGCGUCUGGUGCCCGGGCCCAGUGUCACAAGCGGCAGCGGCGGCGGCAACGGCGGCAGCGCGAACCAUGAAUCACCUGGUUUCACCCACGCGAGGCUACAGACCAGGCCGACGUCAGCGUCCAUCUCCGAAACAGACUCGAUCGGCAAAGCCUCUCCCGAUGUGCAUAAGCAGUUUGGUCGCCUGGUUCUAAACGAGAGGGGCGUGACGCGAUAUGUCAGCAGCUCAUUGUGGUCAUCGAUAAACGACGAGGUAAGCCAGCUAUCUUUUACGGGACCGGGUACCUACACAGGAAUUAACGUGCUGCAGCUGGAUGAACUCCGUAAGGCGUCGCAAUACCUCACCGACGAAGAAUCCAUCGAAUCCGAUGUGGAAGCCAGCCCCGAGUCGAUCGGUCACGAAAGGAGCUCAAUAGAGCAUCAGUCCUUCAUCCUGGGAUACCGCUCAGCCGACGUCGACCUCAGAGCUCUUCAUCCCCUACCGUCCCAGAUUCCCUUCAUCUGGCAGGUCUACCAAGAGAAUGUCGAUCCCAUCCUCAAAGUCGUCCACGUCCCCAGCAUGAGCAAGGUGAUCAAGGAGCUCCGACACAACCUGGACGCCCUCACGCCCUCCAUGGAGGCGUUGAUGUUCGCCAUUUAUUAUGCUUCCAUCACCUCGCUGGAGGAGGACGAGGUCAAACUCAACUUUGGUACCGAGAAAACCACCCUGAUUCAGAAAUACCGUUUCGCCGUCGAACAGGCCUUGGCAAGGGCCGAAUUCCUUACCAAACCCGACUUCACCGUCAUUCAAGCCUUUAUGCUCUUUCUUGUUUUUGUCCGCCGGCACGACGACACGAGAUUCGCUUGGACGCUCACCGCUCUGCUCAUCCGCCUCAGUCAGGCCCUGGGCCUCCAUCGCGACGGAACCCACUUUCCGAAUCUUACCCCCUUCCAGAUCGAGAUGCGCCGGCGACUCUUCUGGGCCGUGUGCGUGCUGGAUCUGCGGUCCGCCGAGGACCAAGGGACCGACCUCACCAUCGUCUCGGGAACGUUUGACACCCAGAUUCCGCUCAACAUCAACGAUACCGACAUCUCACCGGAGAGCAAGCAGCUUCCCGAACCGAGAGAGGGCACCACGGACAUGGCCUUCUCUCUCAUUCGCUACGAGAUCUGUUCCUUGUCGAGGCGCUUGCACAUUGUCUCGUCCGGCAUGACUCCCGUUUGCCCCUCCGAUGUCGGAAAGUCGCUCGAGGAGCGCGAGGCGUUGCUCACCGAAGCGUCGCGAAAGGUGGAGCAGCGGCUGCACAAGGACAGCUCCAACUCCAUGUUCUGGGUGGCAUCCAACGUUACCCGCAUCAUCGUCGCCAAGAUGACCCUCGUCAUCUACCAGCCUGUCCUCUUCCCGGGCCCCGGUGACGAUGUGCUCUCCGAGGAUGUGCGGGCACGCCUGCUCAACGCUGCACUCGACGUGUUCGAGUACAGCCAUAUCUUGAACACAGAUCCCCGGUGUAAGCAGUGGCGCUGGUUGUUCCAGACCUGGAGCCACUGGCAUGCGCUGGCGUACACGCUGAUCGAAGUUUCGCACCGCCCGUGGAGCCCCAAGGCCGAGCGAGCCUGGGCCGCCCUCAACCUGACUUUCCUAUCGCCCAACCCAGCCGAGCUUGAGAAGCUGACGAGCCACCACGCCGUGUGGAUGCCCCUGAGGAAGCUGUAUCUGAGAGUCAAAAAACAUCGCGACGCCGAGAUUGCCCGUUUGCGCGCAGAUCCACAAGCUGCACGAGAACUAGACCUCCAGGACCAGUCCAGGACCCCCCCGACCAACUUUGGCGGUAUCCCGGCAUCCAUGAAAGCUGCCGCUGCCCGCGAGCGCUGGCGGAAGCUCGUAAACCUGCCCGCUCAAGAGGAACCCCAACUCCAAGACCCAGUCGCCGGAGCACCAGCACGGGGCCAGACCAUGCCACAGGACACGACGGGCAUACACCCAGCAGCCACCGCGACCUAUGCCAAACCCGAAGUGAUGGAUUUCAUCGACGAAGCCAUGUCCAACCCCUCAUUUAUUCCUCUAGAUUUUGCGCCCUUGUGGGCCACUGCCCAACCCGAGGAGAUUGCGCGUGUCGCCUUCUUCCCUUACCACAACCAGACAAGCGACCCCUCGCAGGUCGACAGCAGGACGAUAAGCUUUGACCCCAACACCCCGAUACCCGACCUCCAACAAAUGGGCAGGACCUCGACCUCGAUGAGCUUACCCGCCCAUCUAUCACAGCCCCAGCAUCAGCAGCAGUCGUCGCAGGGGAUGACGCAGGGGCCGCAGAAUGCCGAGGAGAACCUACCGCCUUGGCUCUGGCCGACGACUGGCUCGCCGGACAUCCUGCGCCUGCCGAGUAUGGGCGGGGAGGAUAUGGAUACGACGAUGGACGAGGGGUUUGACUGGCAGACGUGGCAGGAGAGCCUGGGGAGAUACGAGGUUGAGGCGAACGGCGGGCGCGCAGGGAGUACCUGGGGCCCGGGCCUUUAA
Molecule: messenger RNA, 3000 nt
Organism: Chaetomium globosum CBS 148.51
Lineage: Eukaryota; Fungi; Ascomycota; Sordariomycetes; Sordariales; Chaetomiaceae
Exons: 3
Coding region: 1-3000 (999 amino acids)
Biological process (GO): regulation of DNA-templated transcription; DNA-templated transcription
Molecular function (GO): DNA binding; zinc ion binding; DNA-binding transcription factor activity, RNA polymerase II-specific
Source: RefSeq, a predicted model, not a curated record